GCACACGAGAGAGAAGCCAUGCGAAUCAACCUGACAGUGGCGAUCCUAGCGGCGGCGCUCUGCAGCUGCCUGCUGGCUGGAGCUUCGCCGGCUGUAACGCGGCGUCAGCCGAAUCAGCCCGCGCACGAGACCCUGUGGCAGAGCUUCACACGCUACUCGCCCAUCGCGCUCGCCAUCUCCCUCAUGGCGCUGCCCCUGCUGCCACUGGUGUUCACGGGACCAGCCACACUGGCCGGCACCGAUCACGCCAUCAACGCACUCAACAUCAACCCGGGCAUGCUGGUGAAGCGAUCUGUGGAAUCUUCCCAGCUGUCUCCGUCAAAGUCUGCUUCCACAAGCCAUCCACCAGCAAGUCUCUACAGCACCGCUCCUGCGCUCGUGGCCCUCAUGACGCGCUUCGACGAAGUUCUCCACAAGUAUGACGUCACCGAGCCCGACUGCAGGCUGCGACUUGCGUGCGAACUGCACCGGGACGGACUCAGCCUUCAGGCUGCAACCAUCGCAGAUCGGAUGUUGCGCCUUUUCGGUGUGGAACAGCGCAUCGAGCGGUCCAGCUUCGGUCCUAGUACAAAGACCAUGGUCCGGGAACUGCUCAAGGCGGCACGCCACGGCCUCGGCCGAAAGGAUUGCGCGCUCAUCUACUCCCGCUGCCCGUACGCCCCGCGGGAGAUGCUCAAGAGCCGACUGCAGGGAUAAGCGACGUGACAUGCAUGGAGCGCCCAUCUCCACAGUGCUGCAUCCCGUUCACCAUCAUCAUCGCCAUUCACGGACACGUGACCAGGGCCUUUUUCCCUGCAUGCUUGCUCGGGGCGGUGGUCAACGCCCAGUGUUAUCAGAGCUUGCCUUACCGUCCUGGUUGUUCAGUAGCUAUGACAUUCUGAGACUGAAGGCGAUGCCGUGGGUUAGAUACGUCCAUGCUGAUCUGUUGAUGGUUGAAUGCAAAAAUGAUCGUUAGACGAAGCAAUAUGUUGGGCGAGUUGGUUUCUAGCCUCCAUAUUUACAGUGCAAGGCGACACCACAGAGAAGAAGGCACACCAGACACACGGAGUGCUGACUGACAACUGAUAUUUAUUGAAACCAGCGAGUCCUUUAUAUCACUGGUCUAGAGG
This is a messenger RNA of Rhipicephalus sanguineus (brown dog tick), 1109 nucleotides long. RefSeq lists its product as uncharacterized. The record is from RefSeq and is a predicted model, not a curated record. The transcript is spliced from 3 exons. NCBI's taxonomy places the organism in Eukaryota, Metazoa, Arthropoda, Arachnida, Ixodida, Ixodidae. Bases 19 to 696 code for a protein of 225 amino acids.